CACUUCCAUUGCGUUCUAUCAGCUGAAGAAAAGUACAAGCCCUGUCCAAAUUCAAGGGGAUGGAAAAACAGUCUCCAUCUCUUGAUAGGAAAAGAUAAAUGUAAAGUCAUAUUUAACAAGAAGGUAUAUACGAGAGUGGGAAAAAUUUGUGGCUAUUUUUCCCAAUCUACUAUACUAACAAUAGCUUAAAAUUCAAUACAGAAAUAAUACAGAAAAAGAUUGAUCAAUUUGAUGAAAUGAAAAUUUUUUAAAAUCUUAUACUACAGAAAUAUAAUAAAUAAAAGAUGAAUGACAAACUUAGAAGAAUAUUUGUAAUUUAUGUCAUGGACAAAAAUGUAAUAUCUAUAUAAUGUAUAAAGAGCUUAUAAAACAUAGAAGAAAAAUUGACAACACUAUAGGAAAAUAGACUAGAGACAUAAAUAACACAAUUUGCAAUUAAAGAAAUGGACCUGGUUCUUAACCAUAUUAAAUGAUGUUCAACCUUGCUUUUAAUAAAAGAAAUGGGAAGAAGAGGAGGCGAGAACGACCCCCGACCAAAGCUCGCGUGUCACUGCAUCCCUGCGUACAGCGCCUACGUCCCGCCGCCGUUGCCACCAUGCCCAAGAGAAAGGCUGAAGGGGAAGCUAAAGGAGAUAAAGCCAAGGCAAAGGACGAACCACAGAGAAGAGCUGCAAGGUUGUCUGCUAAACCUGCUCCUCCAAAGCCAGAGCCCAAGCCCAAAAAGGCCCCUGCAAAGAAGGGAGAGAAGGUACCCAAAGGGAAAAAGGGAAAAGCUGACGCUGGCAAGGAGGGGAAUAACCCUGCAGAAAACGGAGAUGCCAACACAGACCAGGCCCAGAAAGCUGCAGGUGCUGGAGACGCCAAGUGAAGUGUGUGCAUUUUUGAUAACUGUGUACUUCUGGUGACUGUACAGUUUGAAAUACUAUUUUUUAUCAAGUUUUAUAAAAAUGCAGAAUUUUGUUUUACUUUUUUUUUUAAUCUAUGUUGUUAGCACACAGAACAUUUCAUUGUUUUUUGGGGAAGGGACAUAUGUCACUAAUAGAAUGUCUCCAAAGCUAGAUUGAUAUGAGGGAAAAUGUUUUUCCCUCUAGUUUUGAGAGACUUCCUCUUGGCUCCCAAGAGGAGGGAUUCCCUGAUGUUGACACACAGCUACCUUGGCACAAAUGCCUUGUGGUAUGGAAAAACUAAUUUGUUUUUAUGUCCUAGUCUCCCUCAGUCUUCAGCAUAGUCUUAACUCCCUUAAACCCAGUCACCUCUUGUAACCUGACCCCCAAUAAUUGGUUACCAGUAUAUCAAGGAAUCUGGACUUUUUCAAUAAUACCACUGAGAUGGCAUCCCUCAAAAGAGCAGCGGUUCCAUUUGUAGAUUGUUGGAUCUUCAGAUAAAUUCUGCCAUUUUCAUUUCAUUUCCUGAAAGUUAGGGUCGGCUUGUGAAAAGUUGUUAAACAACAUGCUAAAUGUGAAAUGUCAACCCUCACUCUAAACUUCCCUGUUCAGAGCAUCAAAUGAAGACUUCAUUGGGUUUUAUAGUGGCUUUCUGAUUUUUGGUAGAACAUUGAAGAAGGGAGUUUGAAAGUUGUUGUAUACUGUUAACGAUCGUCUGCCCAUGUCCUGCCUGAAAUACCGUGAUUGUUUAUGAAAAGUAUCUUUAAUAAAGCUGGAUACAGUUUGGCUUGGAAAAAA
Molecule: messenger RNA, 1682 nt
Organism: Nycticebus coucang (slow loris)
Lineage: Eukaryota; Metazoa; Chordata; Mammalia; Primates; Lorisidae
Product: non-histone chromosomal protein HMG-17-like
Exons: 1
Coding region: 470-868 (132 amino acids)
Biological process (GO): chromatin organization
Cellular component (GO): nucleus; chromatin
Molecular function (GO): nucleosomal DNA binding
Source: RefSeq, a predicted model, not a curated record